AUGUCCGCGACGACGUCCGCGCCCGCGCGCGCCCGGGUCUCGGGACGCGCCCGUGGACUCGGGCGAUGGCGGCGUCGACGCGCGACGGCGACGACGGCGACGGCGACGGCGACGGGCGUCGACGGGCGCGUCGACGACGCCCUCGAUUGGGCGCACACGACGGUGAUGAAGUUCGGUGGGAGCUCGCUCGCGGACGCGGCGCGCGUGCGCGAGGUCGGGGCGAUCGUGCGGUCGUUCCCGGAGGAGACGCCCGUGGUCGUGCUGAGCGCGAUGGGGAAGACGACGAAUGAUCUCUUGCGCGCGGGUGAGCUCGCGCUGCGGUGUGAUGGGGAUCACGAGACGAUCGAGACGAUGGAACCGCUCGUGGCGGUGCGGCGAUUGCACGAGGAGACGAUGGCGGCGUUGGGGACGGACGCGGCGACGGCGGAGGAGGUGCGACGGCUGUUGAAAAAGCUGGAGCAGGUGUGCGUCGGGGUGUCGCUGAUGCAGGAGUGCACGUCGAGGACGCGGGCGCUUCUGGUGAGUUUUGGGGAGCGGAUGUCGACGAGGAUCUUUGCGUCGUAUUUGAGAUCUCUGGGCACGGCGGCGGAGCAGGUUGAUUCCAUCGACGAUAUGUUCGUCACGGAUGACGUGUACGAAAACGGCGCCGUUUUGGACGAGACGUACGAGAAGAUACAGGCGCGAUUGGCGCCGCGUCCGGGACAAGGACCGGCCGUUCGCGUCGUCACCGGUUUUCUCGGUCGGGGGAUCAAGACGGGGGCGGUGUGCACGCUCGGUAGAGGCGGGAGCGAUCUCACCGCGACUGUCAUCGGCAAGGCGCUGGGGCUCGAGGAGGUGCAGGUGUGGAAAGACGUCGACGGCGUGCUCUCCGCGGAUCCGCGAGAGGUGAGUAACACGGUUCCGAUGCCGUUUUUAAGUUUCCAGGAGGCGACGGAGCUCGCGUACUUUGGCGCGCAGGUGCUCCAUCCGCACUCCAUGCGCCCGGCGAUGGAUUCGGGCAAGCUCGCCGUACGCGUCAAGAACUCUUAUAAUAUUCGAGCGCCGGGCACGGUCAUCGGUCACAAGCGCGCCGAAGACCUCCACAAGGAUUGGCUGUUGACGUCCAUCGUCCGCAAGAAGAACGUUACGAUGCUCGACAUCACGUCGACGCGUAUGCUCGGUCAGUACGGUUUCCUCGCCAAGGUUUUCAACAUCAUGGCCACCAACGGCAUCUCCGUCGAUGUCGUCGCCACGUCCGAGGUGAGCGUCUCGCUCACGCUCGACCCGUCCAAGCUCUGGGAGCGCGACUUGGCUAAGGAGGAGCUCGAAAAGCUCAAGCUCGACUUUGAAAACGACGGCAUUGCGAACGUCGCCGUGAGCAGCGGGCACUCCAUCAUUUCACUCAUCGGCAACGUCGAGCGCAACAACGAAAUCAUGGAGCGAGCGUUCAGAGCGCUCGGCUCGAAGGACAUCAAGGUGAAGAUGGUCUCCCAGGGCGCAUCGAAGACGAACAUUUCUUUGUUAGUUAACGACUCUCAAGGCGCCGACGCCGCGCGCGCUAUUCACGCUGAAUUCUUCGAGUGA
Messenger RNA from Ostreococcus tauri, 1563 nucleotides. Its product is annotated as Aspartate kinase, conserved site. The record is from RefSeq and is a predicted model, not a curated record. Gene Ontology annotation, cellular component: chloroplast stroma. The transcript has a single exon. Bases 1 to 1563 code for a protein of 520 amino acids. Gene Ontology annotation, molecular function: aspartate kinase activity. Gene Ontology annotation, biological process: amino acid biosynthetic process. Lineage: Eukaryota; Viridiplantae; Chlorophyta; Mamiellophyceae; Mamiellales; Bathycoccaceae.